CGUCAGUCUUUGAUAGCUUCUCGAAAUGAUAAGAUCUUGAAAGUGUUGUGAUUAUAUAUAAAUUUAAAUAUUACAUAAAUAGUGAUAAAUCAGAUUUAUUACACCUAAUUUUUAUAAAAGUUGUUUAUUUGAAUAACAAAACUUGUGGCAUACAACCUUAAUAUGCAAGAUUUCUAAAGUAAAAACAUGGCAUGUCUAAAAAUGCUACUAAGUGGCAGUUUAAUGAUCAUCAUCACGACAACUCUUAUUACUGCCAAUUCAAUACUGGAAUAUUAUCCACGUCAUUAUGAUAUCAAGCUCAAGGCAUAUAUUAACAAUAUUAAAUUCUACAGUGAAUGCAAUAUUACUAUGGAUAUUUAUUCGGAGACACAGAUAAUAAAUUUAUAUGCGGAAAAUUUAUGCAUAAUUGAUAUAAAUUUAAUUCAACCGUUAGAAGGAUUUGAUAAAGAUGAUAAAAAAAUUAAAAUUAUUAAAUCAAAUUAUUCAUAUAAUAAUGAAACGCAUAUUAUCAGCAUUUAUUCCACGGAAGUGUUACAGGAGAAAUGUAUUAUAAAUGUGAAAUAUAAAGCUGCUCUACAUAAUUACAAUGAAAUUAAAACUUUUAGUAGAAGCCGUAAAAAUUCAGUAUAUGAGACGUGGCUGCCUGAAGUAUGCUUAUGGAAUUCUCACAUGCAAAAAACACUUCCAUGUUGGGAUAAUAUGCAAUUUUUAAGCACAUUUAAAAUUUCUAUACUGCACCAUAAAAAAUUCCAGACUUUAUCGAAUAUGGCAAGGGAAGAAGAGAAAGCAGACGAAAACGGCAUGAUGUGGACACAUUUUGAUAGCACACCUAAAACAUACAUUUAUUUGGUUGUGGUAGUUAUAGGUGAGAGACAUAUACGACAGUUUCACCUACCGCUACCGCAGUUUCACCUACUAUAUAGAGUUCAAGACGACAUGAUAGAGGAUAACGUGACAUUAUAUUAUCAAAAUGUCGUAUUAUGGUCUAGAGCAAUCUAUCAGUAUGAUUUGUGGACUGCACAAGAUGUCAUGAAAAUUAUCAUACCGUUUAUACACGAAAAAUGGAAAAUUUUAAGAAAAAUUUGGAAAAUAGAUAAUAUCGUAAUUCCACAUUACGCGGAUAAUGACGUAGUAAAUAUAGGACUUAUUAUGUAUAGAGAAUCAGAUAUUAUGUAUAAUAUGCAUGCUGAUUCAGUUGUGCGUAAAGUCGAAGUAGCGCGCUUAAUAGGAUAUAAAAUAACAGAAGAAAUGUCUCUUCAUUUUCAAAUAUGUUCUCUUAGUCCGUGGUUGCAUAAAGCUUUGGCCACAUUUAUGGGAGCAUAUGUGGCUGAUAAGGCUCUUCCACAAACUCGAAUGAUAGAUUUAUUUGUCAUUCAUACUCAACAUGAAAUUUUACGCUGGGAUUUUUUUCAGUUUUCUAUGUCACAUGCCGCCAUUUCUGAAGUAAGCUCUUAUUACAAAGGAUCCGUUAUAUUGCGUAUGCUGCUACAUGCUUUUACCGAAGAAUUAUUUUGGAAACAUAUAAUUCAGGAAAACAUAUUAUGCGUAUAUGAGGAGGCUUUGAAAACUGCUUACAUUAAUACACAGAAAUGGAAUUUACUCGUACGAACGCAAGAAAAAUUUGAUGCCAUAGAUAGUGUAGAGCAAUUGAAAAGUUGGCUAAAUCAUAAAUAUUAUCCUAUUAUAAACGUGACACGAAAAUAUGAUCAAUCGCAGUUUACAAUCGAGGAUGUAACAAUAGAAAUUGUCAAUAUAACAAAAAAUUUGAUUAUACCUUUGACUUACACUACGCAGAUACAAUUAAAUUUUAAUAAUACUUCACCUAACAUUUGGUUGAAGCAAGUCUACCAAGAAUCAUAUGAUAACCAAUCCAAUAAUAUCCAACAUAUUCAGAAGAUUAAAAAUCUUACAAACGAUCAAUGGAUAAUAUUUAAUUUACAGCAAACUGGAUAUUAUCGCGUAAAUUAUGAUAAAGAGAAUUGGAAAUUAAUUUCACGUUAUUUAAAAUCUAAGAAUUACAUAAAUAUACACGUUCUCAAUCGUGCUCAAAUUAUCGAUGAUGCUUUUCACUUAAUGCUGGCACAGCAAAUCGAACCUUCCCUAUUCUGGGAUAUCGUGACUUAUUUAGAGCAAGAGACAGAUUAUGUGGCCUGGUAUCCUAUGUUCAAAGCUCUAGAAUACAUGUCGCGCGUUUUUACUAUUGAUACCUAUGGUAAAAACAUUUAUGUGAGGGUAAAGAUGCUAAGUAUAUUACAUUUUACAAUGAAAGAAAUUAGAUACACAGAAUUUUCUUACGAUGCCGAUGAUGAUCAUAAAAAAAGUUUAAGACAAGAAGCUGUAAAAUGGUCAUGUGUAUUAGGUGACAGAGAUUGUAUAAAAGAUGCCAAUAAUAAAUUAAGGCAAAAUUUUCUCUAUGCUUGGAGACAGCAUAUAGUUUUGCCAUGGUGGAAAGCAUGGACGUACUGUUAUGGUUUGUAUUCGGCUAAGAAAGAUCCUUAUUAUGAAGAUGAUCUUUGGAAAAACAUGUUUCUUAUUUGGGUGAGAGGCAAUGAUCAUAAAAUUUCUAACUCCUUGACUUGCAUCCAAAAUAUUCCUAUCAUCAAAUCUCAUUUAAAAGACUUAAGAAAUAUGAUUAUGACUCGGAGUUCGGAAAAUCAUAUUUUAAGAUUGUCCUUUAUUAACGAUUUUUUUUCUAUGCUUGCAAGACAUAUGAGAAAAAAUGUUAUACGUAGAUACGUAUUCAAGAAUUACCUGGAAAUAAUACCCAGACGAAUCAGCACAGUUGCAACAUUAACUGUUAUUAUUAAUCAUUUAUAUGAAGACAAACAUCUUACUGAGUUAGAAAAUUUCGUGUUGGAAGAUUUGAACAGAGAGAAGGAUGAUAUAACGAAGAAGAUACUAUAUUUUACAUAUAGCUCAAAAAUAUUGUCCCAUAUAAAUAAGCAAUACACAACAAAUAUAUUAAAAAUUCGGAAUAAGAUAAAAAUUCGUCGCAUACAAAUCAAAAAUCACCAUAAUUUUGUGCAGGCUUUUCUUCUUAAAAUUAAUAAAAACUAAAAAAGUAGAGCACAGACACUUGUGUAAUAACAUGGGCGUGCACGUAUCUAUCUGAUUUAUAAACGUUUUCUACAUAGCUUUUAUUUAUUUUUAUUUAUGUUAUUGAUUAUUUAUUAUUAUAUUAUUAUUAUUAUUAAGAAAACGUAUUAAUGAUGCACUUACAUUUACAAAAACACUUUACAAAAUGUAACGCAUUUCCUUAUAAACAAAAAAGCAUUUAAAUCAUAUAGCUACUUGCACAAACAAAAAAUCAUAUUUCUUAAAUUUUAGAGUCAAAAAUUUUUACAGAAAACAAACAUGUGUCAUUAGUACACUCAAGGACGUAUUGAUUAUGAAUUUU
Molecule: messenger RNA, 3397 nt
Organism: Cataglyphis hispanica
Lineage: Eukaryota; Metazoa; Arthropoda; Insecta; Hymenoptera; Formicidae
Product: aminopeptidase N-like
Exons: 13
Coding region: 187-3057 (956 amino acids)
Biological process (GO): proteolysis; peptide catabolic process
Cellular component (GO): cytoplasm
Molecular function (GO): zinc ion binding; metalloaminopeptidase activity; peptide binding
Source: RefSeq, a predicted model, not a curated record